UCCACCCCCGGGGCCGGCGCGCUUCCGUGGUCGGCUGCAGGGAGGCUUCAGUUCCCGGUGGGCUGUGCUCGCGGUGGGCUCCGCUCCUGGCUGGGCUCCGUGUCGGGCGGGCUGUAGCCCGAGAGCCCCCGCCGAGCCUCCGGAUGCCCGCGCGCGGCGGGGCGCAGCUUUCCCGAAGAUUGGGGCAAAAAAAGCAGCGACUUUUGGAGGCAGAGCAGCAUCAGAGCCCCCCCGAUGGAGCCUGGACGCCUUCCCCCAGAGAGCCCAGCUUGGGGCUGCCUGCAACUCCGGGCCCCCAGCGCAGCAUCUAUUUCUCAAGCCCACAAGGCCGCCCCGCUCGACUGGGAUCAGAGUUUUUCGACCAGCCUGCUGUCUCCCUAGCCCGGGCAUUUCUGGGACAGGUCUUGGUCCGGCAACUUGACAACGGCACAGAGCUCCGCGGCCGCAUCGUGGAGACGGAGGCGUACUUGGGGCCAGAGGAUGAAGCUGCCCACUCGAGAGGCGGCCGGCAGACCCCCCGCAACCGCAGCAUGUUCAUGGAGCCGGGGACCCUGUACGUGUACCUCAUCUACGGCAUGUACUUCUGCAUGAAUGUCUCCAGCCGAGGGGAGGGGGCGUGUGUCCUCCUGCGAGCGCUGGAGCCCCUGGGGGGCCUGGAGACCAUGCGGCAGCUGCGCAGCACCCUCCGGAAAGGCGCGGCGGGCCGGGCCCUCAGAGACCGCGAGCUCUGCAGCGGCCCCUCCAAGCUGUGCCAGGCCCUGGCCAUCGACAAGAGCUUCGACCAGCGGGACCUGGCCAAGGACAAGGCUGUGUGGCUGGAGCGCGGCCCCCCAGGGCCCAGUGAGCCGGUUGUAGUGGCAGCAGCCCGAGUGGGCAUUGGCCACGCGGGCGAGUGGGCCCACAAGCCCCUGCGCUUCUACAUCCAGGGCAGCCCCUGGGUCAGCGUGGUCGACAGGGCAGCCGAGCAGGACGUACAGGCCUGAGCAAGGCCUGCUCAGACAAGGCUUUUUAAUUGUUUAAAAACCAAAUAAAUGCUUUAUUUCU
This is a messenger RNA of Equus quagga, 1044 nucleotides long. It is a transcript of the gene MPG, whose product is annotated as N-methylpurine DNA glycosylase. Gene Ontology annotation, biological process: base-excision repair. The transcript is spliced from 4 exons. The coding region runs from base 144 to 983 and encodes 279 amino acids. NCBI's taxonomy places the organism in Eukaryota, Metazoa, Chordata, Mammalia, Perissodactyla, Equidae. Gene Ontology annotation, molecular function: alkylbase DNA N-glycosylase activity; DNA binding. The record is from RefSeq and is a predicted model, not a curated record.